Molecule: messenger RNA, 423 nt
Organism: Dromiciops gliroides (monito del monte)
Lineage: Eukaryota; Metazoa; Chordata; Mammalia; Microbiotheria; Microbiotheriidae
Exons: 1
Coding region: 1-423 (140 amino acids)
Source: RefSeq, a predicted model, not a curated record
AUGGUGGGCAAGAGGCUCAGAGAGAAGGCAGCCAGCAGAUACCUGAGCAGGCUCUUGAGGAUGGAGCAAAAGGAGGAGGAGGAGGAGGAGGAAGAAGCCUGUAUCCUGCAGCACCCACAAUUAGAGGAAGAGGAGGAGGGAGAGGAGACUAAGGGAGAAGAAGAGCAGCUGCAGCAUCCAGGGCCCCAGGAUAAUGCAAGGGGGGAUAAGGGACCCCACUCCAAGAAAGUUCACUUUCCCUUUUUCCGGGAGAGAUACCAGUCCAUGGAGGAGCAGACAGAUGGAGAGAAGCCCAAAAAGGACUAUCAGAAGGAGCUCAAGAAGUAUGGCAAGAAUGCUAGGAAAGUGAUCACUAAAGGAAUUAUCACAGCUUACUCAUCACCCUUUACUGAAUCAGACACCCUCCCUCCCUUCAUUCUCUAA